Messenger RNA from Candoia aspera, 1656 nucleotides. It is a transcript of the gene SPDYC, whose product is annotated as speedy/RINGO cell cycle regulator family member C. Gene Ontology annotation, molecular function: protein kinase binding. The transcript is spliced from 6 exons. Bases 3 to 887 code for a protein of 294 amino acids. Lineage: Eukaryota; Metazoa; Chordata; Lepidosauria; Squamata; Candoiidae. The record is from RefSeq and is a predicted model, not a curated record. Gene Ontology annotation, biological process: positive regulation of cyclin-dependent protein serine/threonine kinase activity.
AAAUGCGAGACAGUCAUAGUACUUGUGUUCCUCCUGUGGUCACUGCUGUAGUGAAGCCAGGGAACACACAGCAGCGACGACAACACAGCACGCAGGGUGUUUUGGUUUCUGGUGGUGCUACGCAAGGCCUCGAGAGGGACCUUUCCGCUGCAGCCUUGAAAAUUUCACAGCAGCCAUUCCUCCUCCUACACAGAGAAGAGCAAGCAGCAUUUCUCCACCUCCUAGAGGAUGGCUUGAUACAAGACUUCCUAUCAAUGGACACGUGUUACAGAAUCUCAGAUAAGUAUCUUAUAGCCAUGACUAUGAUGUACUUUAAACGUGCCGGCCUACAUACGAGAGAAUACACGCGGAUCAAUCUCUUCAUAGCUCUGUACUUAGCAAAUGACAUGGAAGAAGACACAGAAGACUAUAAAUACGAAAUCUUCCCCUGGGCGCUUGGUGACAACUGGAGGAAGCUAUUUCCACAAUUCUUAAAAAUGCGAGAUGACUUUUGGGCUAAAAUGAAGUACCGAGCGUUCGUUAGCCGGCGGUGUUGUGAUGAGAUAAUGCUGAGAGAGCCCUCUCACUGGGCCUGGUCCCGUGAACGAGCAAUUCACCACAGUGGGGCGCUGAGGAGUUACCUGAAGAAUGAAGAUGACUUGUUCCCUAGGGGGCCUGGUGUUACGCCCCCCGUGUGCCUUCUCUGUGUUUUUGAUAUGGAAGAAGACGAGGCUCAGAUCACUCCCCCUGCCAGUGAUCUGUUACCCUCUGAAGCGCUGAACCAAGAUUUGGAAAGCUGUCCUUUGCUAAUGCUGGAUUCAGAGACUCAUUACGGCAUGAUGCAAAUCUUGCAGGAACCUGCCAUGGAGACAGAUGGAACAGAAAAAGAUUGGCAGUUCUUGGGAUAGUGUCUGAUGGCUGAAGAUCUCCUCGCACACUAUAUUUUCCCCGUUGGAGUAGUAUCAAUGGAUGUCCUUACUCUUCCAUCUGCAUCUGCGGCAAUCUAUUUAUAAGCACUUUAUCUUCCUGUUCGUAGAGAGGACACACAGCGACGCUUGUAUAUAUUCAAAAAAAAAAAAAAAAAAGCUAUUAAGUGUGACUUGUACAAUGCCAGAUGUGCCAGUUGGACAGACUCUUAAUAAAGAUGUCUAGGAGAACAGGCUACAGGCAUAUAUUUUCAAACUUUUUAAGACAUUUUACUCUGGUUUGUUCAUCGCACAUUUAUUUAUAGGUUACAACAUUUUUAAACUGCUUUUUAGUCCAAAGGCAUGUGGAAUGAUUUGCAGGCUACUUAAAAAAAAACGGCACUCCCUGUCCUCAGGUUUGUCAGACACAAUGGCAAAGAGGGAGGAAGAGAAAAUUUCGACAACUACUAGUUCACUAAUGAUGCAGUUCUUGUGGUUGCCAUCUAUGAUGGAAAUUUUUGGACAGCCGGAUGGGAUGGGAAGGGAGAAGAAGGGGUAGGGUUCAAAGCCAUUUUUUUUCCUGUUAACUGUAUUCUAAUGCAAUUGCUAUUUAUUGGAUUUCUAACUCACUUUUGUAUCUCAUUUGGCCCUUAAGCUGGCUAACAAAAUAUUAGAAACAUAAAUAAAGGCAUCAAUAAAAAUGAAGAGGUAAUUAGCACCUUCCAGUUAAAUAUGUUAAUAUAUUGACAAGUUGACCUGAAGUCUGAAUGAA